Molecule: messenger RNA, 2766 nt
Organism: Temnothorax curvispinosus
Lineage: Eukaryota; Metazoa; Arthropoda; Insecta; Hymenoptera; Formicidae
Exons: 7
Coding region: 744-1517 (257 amino acids)
Molecular function (GO): nucleic acid binding; zinc ion binding
Source: RefSeq, a predicted model, not a curated record
GCGGAGAAUUAAAAAAGUGUUACGCAGUAUCGGGACUACAUUUAUUGGGCAAAUUGGAAUACAGGUGACAUUGAGAGGGCGGACAAACUCACUGGAGCGAAUUGUACCAAGAUCGGCAAGAUCGGCAAGAAAAACACAAGUAUGAAUGAUAAUUCAACAAAAUCACAAGCCACAUACACUGCAGUUCGCUUUUACUCGGACGAGACAAGAAAAGUGUCUGUUGUGCCAAUAUCACAUGUCCAAGAUUUUAAUGCAGAAAACUAUUCUAAUGAACCAUAUUUUAUUAGAAGAUACAAUGACAGCAAUGACAAAUUUAGUCUGUCACCGGGAGAAGUUUUAUCUGUUUCAGACUUUGAACGAGCAAUAAGUUCCCGCCCUUCUAGAGGGCAGCCCCCGGUUGGCGGCGCGACUCGGCGCGCCACGCGUGCGUGCGGGCAUCAGUGGUGCUCACAAGAGCCUCGAUCACCGUCGUGUUCAGACGUGUCGAUUACGGUUUAAGUUACAGAGUGUGAUAUACUUAUAUAUAAUAAAGACAGUAUUCAGAGUGUACAAAGACCAAGAUUGUUGUGUUCCCUGCUCAUCUCACCACAUUUCAAGUCGUCCCUGAUUAUAUUUCCAAUAGGUUAUGGGCCCAGGGCACGAUUCCCCUGCGUGAGGAACAUAGCACGAAAGUGUAUAUACGAAGUGUGUGAGACGCCGGCGAAGGGCAUAGAAAGAGAUAGAAGCAUUUAGAAGAUUAGAGGAUGGAAGAAGAAGAAGGCCAAGAUGCGCUGGUCGACUACGACAGCGAUAGCAGCUUUAUCACGGUAAUAGAUAGAGAAGCAAAAGAUAAAAACGAGGAGACAGUAAGAAAAGAUAGAGAAGCAAAAGACAAGAAGGAGACUGAAGCAAAGGGUGCAAUCCCGAAACGCGGCAAACCAAAGAUAAUAGAAAACAUAGAUGUGAAUAGAGAAUGGGCUGAAAAUCGUCCUGUACUACCUAUAGGGACAAAGAUACUUUACGAGAAACAAGAAAAGAUGGUUGAGAAAAUGGACAAUUCGAUGCAGAUGCUGGAUAAAGUAAUGAAGAAGGCCACCGAGAUGAUGGAGAAUAUGGUGGAAGUCUCCCGUUUAAACUUAGAGAAAGAAAAAGUUAAACUUAGACGUUUAGAGUUAGAAGCAGAGACUAAAAACGAGAAUAAAGAAAAAUUAGAGAAACCCGAAGUCAGGGUACAGAGGGCUGCUGCAGAAGAGAACAUAAAACAAGUGAAAUGCUACAGAUGCAACCGAAUGGGUCAUAUGGCAAAGGACUGUCCACUAAUAGAAUUUGGUGCCUGGUUUUGUUACUACUGCCAGGAAGUACGAGGUCACAAGGGUGAUAAUUGUCCGAGUGCCGAAGCCCAGGCGAACAGAGCUAGAGGAAAAAGGUAUUUAAAUAAAACCGUUAAUAAAAACAUAAAGAAAAAGGGUAGAUUUGUGCAAAAAGGCACAAAAAGAGUAGAUAACAAAGGGAAAAUAACAAAAGAUACAACUAGCUGAGAAACCUAUAUCAACGAAAACAGCAAAUGAAGGAGAAUCAGAAGAAGGUAAAUAAUACAUGGUUAAAUUAAUAGAAGAUAGAGAUAGUUCAAAAGAGGUAGUCAAUUUUACUGCAGAUUCGGGUGCUACGGAUCAUAUUGUGAAUAAGAAUUUUAUUCUGUCAAAAUUUGAAAAAUGUAAAGAUAGAGUUAUUAAAUGCGCGAAUAAAAAUGAGCUUGCAAACAUUUCAAUAGAUGGUAAAGGAGAUCUUACGCUAAUAACGAAUGAAAAAGAAAAGAGAGUCAUUAAAUUAACAAAUGUAAUUGCAGCAAAGAAAGUAUCCAAAAAUUUACUAUAUCUAAGAAAGUUGGCUGAUGCAGGGUUCAGUAUUUAUUCAGAUGAUAAAGUGUUUAAAGUUUACAAUAAACUGACGAAUAAAAUAGUUUUUAAAGGAAUUUACAGAUGUAGAGCAGAAAUAGUUCCACAUAGUGAGCUUCCUGAACAAUCGCAAGCAAACAUUCAGACCAAUGAAUUAUCAAUUUCGGAGGGAGAGUUAAAUGAGAGGGAUAAUGUUGGCUCUGCGAUUGGGAGGGAGAAUGAAGGAGAGCUCACAAAUGUGAACAAAAAUAUAGAACACAAUAAUGCUGAACUCGAUCAAUUCAUUAAGUUAGAAGAUAUACAGACAAUAGAGAAUAUAGAAGAAAUGUGUGAAAGCUCAGUAAUUAAAAAAGUAAAGAAACUAGAGAAAAUAAAUGAGGUGAUGUUAUGGCAUGUCAGAUUAGGUCAUGCAUCGUUAAACUAUCUAAAACAAUUACAAAAAGUAGAAAAGAGAUUAGAAAAUGUAAAGUUUGAUAACUUUAUAUUAGAGUGUGAAGUAUGUAUAAUGGCAAAGAUGGCAAAACUGCCGUUUAAAGAAAACAGAAAUAGAGCACAGAGACCACUGCAGGUAAUACAUACGGACAUCAUAGGUCCAAAACCUACAUCCUAUCCAGGACAAAAGAGGUUUAUAAUCACUUUUAUAGAUGACUAUUCUAGAUUAGCAAAAGCCUACUACUCUCUGAAGACAAAAGAUGAAUCGGGAGAGGCUCUAGAGAAAUAUCUUAUAUCCGCCAGAAAUCUACUAGGAAAAGAAAAGCUAUGCUAUGCAAAGUCAGAUCAAGACAAGGAAUUUACGGGAGGUGCUUUUAAAGAGGUAUUAAAAAGAGAAAAGAUAAAAACCAUAUUUGCAUCACCGUACACUCCAGAACACAAUAAAGUUGCAGAAAGGUUC